Gorilla gorilla gorilla (western lowland gorilla) is the source of this 1693-nucleotide messenger RNA. Its product is annotated as forkhead box protein H1-like. Gene Ontology annotation, biological process: positive regulation of transcription by RNA polymerase II; transforming growth factor beta receptor signaling pathway. Gene Ontology annotation, molecular function: transcription cis-regulatory region binding; DNA-binding transcription activator activity, RNA polymerase II-specific. NCBI's taxonomy places the organism in Eukaryota, Metazoa, Chordata, Mammalia, Primates, Hominidae. The record is from RefSeq and is a predicted model, not a curated record. Gene Ontology annotation, cellular component: activin responsive factor complex. The transcript has a single exon. Bases 712 to 1392 code for a protein of 226 amino acids.
AUUUGCUGUUUACGCGAGUAUAACACAUUGGUCAUAGAAAAGUUGACACAAAAAGAUGUGAACAGUGAAUAGUUAGAUUGAACACUAACUGAAAAUAGCUUGUGUUAUCAUGUAAGAAAAACUGACUUUAAAACAAAAUAAUAUUAUACAGAAUAAAGAGAUUUAUUACAUAAUGAUAAAAGGUUAAAUCGCCAGAAAGACAAAAUAAUUCUGAACUUGAACCUAAUUAAGUAAUCUCAUAUAAGAAAAAAUGGACAGAAUAAUAAAGAAGUUGACAAAUCCUCUUCAUAGAUCUUAACUGAGCAUUUUCAGUAAACACCAAAUCGAAUAGGCAAAAGAGUAGUAAAGCAAUUGAAGUUCCGAACAGUGUAGAUAAUAAGCUUCAUGUAUUGGAUAUAUAGAUAACUCUAACUCAAGAUUUUCAUAUGCAUCACAAAAAUCCAAGGAUUACUUUUGAAUUUUAUCCUGUAUUGCCUUACUGAAUUGAAGAACUAUUGUGAAAUAAGGGGCAUUUGAAAUUAUUUUCUAUAACACUUUUCAAACAUAACUGUAAUAUCAAGAUUGACAUUCCAGAAGAUAUUAACUUCUAUAUUUGUUAUCACAACUUAAAAUAUAAAAUAAUUUAACCUAUAUUGUUUUAAAAUCCUCAAAUAAAUAGAAGAACAUUCCUUUCAGUAUAUGCUUACUGAUUAUUAUGCCUACUGACAUCAAAUGCCAAAUUUUACUAAAUGUAUAGUUGUGGACCCUGCAAAGCUCCAGGCCAAGGGCAACUUCUGGGCAGUCGACAUAAGCCUGAUCCCAGCAGAGUCGCUAUGGUGGCAGAACACAGCCCUGUGCAGGUGCCGGCAGAACUGGGGUGCAUGUGGAGCCUUCACCAAGGACCUGGGGCCCUAUUUGCUGCGAGAUGCUCCCAGUCCCCUGCUGCCACCCCGUGAGGGCUUCAGCAUCAAGUCCCUGCUAGGGAACUCUGGGGAGGGGGCACCCUGGUCGCGACUGGUGCCACAGAGCAGCCCUGCUCCUUCAGGCAUGGGGAGCAGUGGGGAGGAGGUGGUGCCCACCCCACCCCUGCCCUCCUCUGAGAGGCCUCUGUGGCCUCUCUGCCCUCUUCCCAGCCCCAUAAGAAUGGAGGGGGAGGCUUCCCAGCAGGGAGCCACUGGGCCCUCGACCCUCUCCACACAGCCUAGGGCCUGGUCUCUCCACUCUACUGCAGGACACCUCAGUUCUUGGGUGGCUGUCCAGUGGGGGACACAGGGCCUCCCCCUGGGGGCAGCUGCCCACCUCCUACUUGCCUAUCUACACUCCCAAUGUGGUAAUGCCCUUGGCACCACCACCCACCUACUGUCCCCAGUGUCUACCGUCAACCAGCCCUGCCUACUAGGGAGUGGCCUCUGAAACCUGAGGGCCCCCAGGACUGCUCUGGGAUCUAGACACCCUCUUCCAGGACGUGCCACCCAAUAAAAGCAUCUAUGACAUUUGGGUCAGCCACGCUUGGGACCUGGUGGCUCCUGCUCCAGGCUGGUUGUUCUCUUGGUGCAGCCUGUGAGGCUCCUAAGGCAGGGGCUCCUCCUCCCUCCACCUCCCAUCCCCAGCUUCUUGAUAGGGAGCCAAGGCCAGGAGGGUGUCUGCAACCACAGCAGCCUCAAAACACCAGGCAGCAGCCUUGCUGAGCAUCCACAGUAUUUACUGGACUACC